CUCGACCAAACAACCUUCGUCCUCUUUUCACUCACUCACACACACUCACUCACCACCACCUGUUGAUAUAUACGACCUUUGUCUUGCUACACACAACACCUCCUCGUGCUUUGCCUCGCAUCGUCUCGUGUCUAUCGCAAGGUCGUUCGACAAGUCACCUCACGUCAGAACACACACACUACAUACCUCACCCAACACCACCUACGUGACUUGCCUCUCUUCCCCCCUCCUCCCACUCACCACUACCAAACACUAGAGCACUCUUCAUCCUCACCAUGUUGACCUCUCGUUUCGGUAACGCCUCCCGGUUGGCCACCUCGGCCCUCCGAAUGAACGCCUCGAGGUCGAUGGCCUCGAUCGCCGACCAAAAGGUCGAGAUGGCGCCCCUCGAGACCGGAAAGGGACACUACAUCAACUACAAGCGGAUCGAGGACAACCUCAAGAUCGUCCGACAGCGAUUGAACAACGCCCCGAUGACCCUCGCCGAAAAGAUCGUCUAUGGUCACUUGGACGACGCUCACAACGCCGAGAUCGCCCGAGGACAGUCUUACCUCAAGUUGAGGCCUGACCGAGUCGCCUGUCAGGAUGCUACCGCCCAGAUGGCCCUGUUGCAAUUCAUGUCCGCUGGACUCCCUACCACCGCCGUCCCGACCACCGUGCACUGUGAUCACUUGAUCCAGGCUCAGGUCGGAGGUGUUCCCGAUUUGAAGCGGGCUAUCGACAUCAACAAGGAGGUCUACGACUUUUUGGCCACUUCCUGUGCCAAGUACGGAAUCGGUUUCUGGAAGCCAGGUUCGGGAAUUAUCCACCAGAUCAUCCUCGAAAACUACGCCGUCCCCGGUCUCAUGAUGAUUGGUACCGACUCGCACACCCCGAACGCGGGAGGUUUAGGCAUGGUCGCCUGUGGUGUCGGUGGUGCCGAUGCCGUCGACGUCAUGGCCGGUCUGCCUUGGGAGUUGAAGUGCCCCAAGGUCAUCGGAGUGCACCUCGAUGGAAAGAUGGGCGGAUGGACGACCCCCAAGGACGUCAUCCUCAACGUCGCCGGAACCCUGACCGUCAAGGGAGGUACCGGUGCCAUCAUCGAAUACUACGGACCCGGUGUCGAGUCGCUCUCGUGUACCGGUAUGGCCACCAUCUGUAACAUGGGUGCCGAGAUCGGAGCUACCACCUCGGUCUUCCCUUACAACCACCGAAUGGGCGCCUACCUCGACGCUACCAACCGAUCUCACGUCGCCAAGUACGCCAACGAGUUCAAGCACAACUUGCAGGCCGACAAGGGUGCCGAAUACGACCAGGUCAUCAACGUCAACCUCUCCGAGCUCGAGCCCCACAUCAACGGUCCCUUCACCCCGGAUCUCGCCACCCCCAUCUCCAAGUUCGCCCAGGCCGUCAAGGACAACGACUGGCCCGCCGAGCUCAAGGUCGGUCUUAUCGGAUCCUGCACCAACUCGUCUUACGAGGACAUGUCCCGAUCGGCUGCCAUCGCUGCCGAGGCCCAGGCCCACGGUUUGAGCACCAAGGCCAAGUUCACCAUCACCCCCGGUUCCGAGCAGGUCAGGGCCACCAUUGCCCGUGACGGAUUCGUCAAGACCUUCGAAGACGUCGGCGGAGUCGUCCUCGCCAACGCCUGUGGACCCUGUAUCGGACAGUGGGACAGGCAGGACAUCAAGAAAGGUGACAAGAACUCGAUCAUCACCUCGUACAACCGAAACUUUACCGGACGUAACGACGCCAACCCGGCCACCCACGCCUUUGUCGCCUCGCCCGACCUCGUCACUGCCAUGUCGUUUGCCGGUUCGUUGACCUUCAACCCCUUGACCGACUCGCUCAAGGGUGCCGACGGCAAGGAGUUCAAGUUCUCCGACCCCGCCGGUUUCGAGCUCCCCGCCAAGGGUUACGAUGCCGGUGAGAACACUUACCAGGCUCCUCCCGAGGACAGGUCGUCCGUCCAGGUCGCCGUCGACCCCAAGUCGGACCGUCUCCAGCUCUUGAAGCCCUUCCAGGCUUGGAACGGAAAGGACAUCGUCGACGCUCCCGUCCUCAUCAAGGUCGUCGGCAAGUGUACUACCGACCACAUCUCGGCCGGUGGACCUUGGUUGCGAUUCCGAGGACACUUGGAGAACAUCUCCCAGAACAUGUUGAUCGGUGGUUUGUCCGACGAGGGCCACGUCAACAAGGUCAUCAACCAGACCACUGGAGAGUACGGUGCCGUUCCCGAGGUCGGAGCCGCUUACCGUGAGGCCGGUCAGCCUUGGGUCAUCGUCGGUGACCACAACUACGGUGAGGGUUCUUCUCGAGAGCACGCCGCCCUCGAGCCCCGAUUCCUCGGAGGAGCCGCCGUCAUCGUCAAGUCGUUUGCUCGAAUCCACGAGACCAACUUGAAGAAGCAGGGUAUGCUCCCCUUGUGGUUCAAGAACGAGGCCGACUACGACAAGAUCAAGGGUACCGACAAGAUCUCGAUCCUCGGAUUGAAGGAGUUUGCUCCCGGCAAGGACUUGAGCCUCGAGGUCACCCACAAGGACGGAUCCAAGGACACCAUCCCCGUCACCCACACCUUCAACGAGGGACAGAUCGGUUGGUUCCGAGCUGGAUCAGCCCUCAACUUGAUGGCCAAGGCUGCCAACUAGGCUUGUUCCAUAAAAUAAAAUCGAGCCUUUGACAACAAUUCGACUUGACGACUUUUCGCUUUUGAUUUCACGAUGUAAUCCUCAUAUAUUUCUCGGUUAGGAGCUGGGAGAAUGCUUUCCAGUAUACCUAUGUAUUAUCACGGACAAACAAGUUUUGGGGUCGUGGUCGUCCACAGAUUGGGAGCUAGAGAUCCUGCAUGAUCAGCAGGCCGGACCAGUUUUGCAAGAUAUGGAUGCGGUUUGUCGUCGA
Messenger RNA from Filobasidium floriforme, 2877 nucleotides. Its product is annotated as putative aconitase. Bases 276 to 2627 code for a protein of 783 amino acids. NCBI's taxonomy places the organism in Eukaryota, Fungi, Basidiomycota, Tremellomycetes, Filobasidiales, Filobasidiaceae. The record is from RefSeq and is a predicted model, not a curated record. Gene Ontology annotation, cellular component: mitochondrion; cytosol. Gene Ontology annotation, molecular function: aconitate hydratase activity; 4 iron, 4 sulfur cluster binding. The transcript is spliced from 8 exons. Gene Ontology annotation, biological process: tricarboxylic acid cycle.